Penicillium cosmopolitanum is the source of this 2502-nucleotide messenger RNA. Its product is annotated as putative sterol glucosyltransferase. The record is from RefSeq and is a predicted model, not a curated record. The transcript has 6 exons. Gene Ontology annotation, biological process: carbohydrate metabolic process. Gene Ontology annotation, molecular function: UDP-glycosyltransferase activity; hexosyltransferase activity. Lineage: Eukaryota; Fungi; Ascomycota; Eurotiomycetes; Eurotiales; Aspergillaceae. The coding region runs from base 1 to 2502 and encodes 833 amino acids.
AUGGAGAAACCUCCACUGCCCGACCGCGCGGACACCAACAGAGAGCCCAGCCCCCCACCAUACACUCCAUAUGUUGACCCUCAGGUGACUGCCGAAUCAGGCGAUGUUAAGACCGAUGGACGUAUCGAUGUUAACCUCAACUCCAAACUCGCCAAAUCACUGGCCCAAAUCGCAAAACAAGAGCUGAAAGAGCUGAAAGAUAACUACCCACCACUGUCUCAACAGACUGAACCUCGACCAUCACAGGUCUGCGACAUAAAACUCAACAUCGUCAUUCAAAUAGUCGGCAGUCGCGGUGACGUCCAGCCCUUCAUCGCACUAGGAAAUGCCCUCCAAAGUCACGGCCACCGAGUCCGCAUCGCCACGCACGGCGUCUUCGAGAAAUUCGUCAAGGACUCAUUUCUGGAAUUCUUCCCUAUUGGCGGCGACCCGGCACAACUCAUGGCGUACAUGGUCAAGAAUCCCGGACUAAUACCGCAAAUGCAAACCCUUCGCGAUGGCGAGAUUAAGAAGAAACAGCGAAUGGUUGCGGAAAUGUUGGAUGGGUGUUGGAGAUCUUGUAUCGCGGACGAUCCGACGAGUCAGGAACCCUUUGUCGCUGAUGCGAUUAUUGCCAAUCCGCCGAGUUUUGCUCAUGUGCAUUGUGCGCAGGCGUUGGGCAUCCCGGUUCAUUUGAUGUUUACUAUGCCUUGGAGUACAACUAGAGCGUUUCCUCAUCCGUUGGCGAACUUGAGUCAGAGUUUGAACCCGGAGAUUAUGAAUACGCCUACGGCGAAUUGGGUUUCUUAUGGGAUUGUGGAAUGGUUGACGUGGCAGGGGUUGGGUGAUGUGAUUAAUCGAUUUAGAUCGUCUAUUGAUCUCGCAUCGGUUCCUGCUACAGAGGGCCCUUGUUUAGCGGAAGCUUUGGAAAUUCCGUUCACCUACUGUUGGUCCCCGGCAUUAGUUCCACGCCCAACUGACUGGCCAUCACAUAUCGAUGUCGUUGGAUUCUUCUUCGCAGAUACCCCUGAAUAUACACCCCCUCCAGAUCUGGCAGAAUUCCUUCAAGCAGGGCCACCCCCUGUGUAUAUUGGCUUUGGCAGUAUCGUCGUUGAUGACCCUCAAAAGCUCAUUAAGACAGUUGUUGAAGCGGUCAAGCUGGCUGGCAUACGAGCCAUUGUUUCAAAGGGUUGGAGUGAACUCGCUGGAACCUCAGAUGAGAAUAUUUACUAUAUCGGCGACUGCCCGCACGGAUGGCUUUUCCAACAGGUGGCCGCAGUAGUCCACCACGGUGGCGCUGGAACGACUGCCUGCGGACUGCAAAAUGGAAAGCCUACCACUAUUGUACCGUUCUUCGGCGAUCAACCCUUCUGGGGCGAUAUGGUCGCCAAAGCCGGCGCUGGCCCCGAGCCAAUCCCGCAUAAAGACCUUGAGCCUGAGCUCCUGGCUUCUGCAAUGCAAUUUUGCCUGACGCCAGAAGCAUCAGAAGCUGCACAGGAAAUUGCUAUCAAGAUGCAGGCCGACUCAGGCGUGUCGGCAGCAGUGGACUCGUUCCACCGGAAUCUACCGCUCGAUCGAAUGCGAUGCAGUAUCAUGCCCGAUCAAGUCGCGGUGUGGAAAUAUAAGAAUGAGAAACACCGUUUAAUUUUGUCAAAGACAGCAGCAGAGGUCUUAAUCGAGCACAACAAGAUUAACUCCGAAAACAUCAAAUGCUACCCAGCCAACCCAAUUUUGAUCGUCAAUCGACGCUGGGACCCUCUAACAGGCGUCCUCUCCGCAGCAACAGCAACGGGCGCAAACAUGGCAAAAUCAACAGGCGAAAUGUUCUACAACCCAUACAAAGAAUUCAAACGCAGUCGCACAAACGCGACGGGCGAUCCAUCCUCAUCCCGAUCUCUCGAAAACCGCCAGGACUCAUUCGGAACAGCGGGUAAAAUGGCAGGCGCGGGGUUACAAGGCUUUGGGAAAUUCUCCGGCACCUAUCUGCGAGGCGUGAUGGUUGACAUUCCACACGCGGCAGCUGAGGGGUUCCGACGGGCACCGCAACUUUACGGCGAGAAGCCGAAGGAAUACGGACACGUUUCUGAUUGGAAAUCGGGUAUCGCGGUUGGCGGGAAGAAUUUUGUUGGCGGUAUGGCUGGGGGCGUAGCGGGGAUGUUUACCGAGCCGUUGAAGGGUGCGUUGGAUGGAGGGAAGGAUGGUGCUAUCAAGGGUCUUACGAGGGGCGCUUUGGGGAUGGCGACGAAGAUGCCUUCUGGUGAGUUUCGUCGCUUUGUUUGUGCAACUGAAUGCAAUGCUAACACUUUGCCUUUCGCUGAAGCUGGUAUCGGAUUGAUGGCUUACCCGUUCCAUGGUAUUUCGAAGAGCAUCGAGGCUGCGUUUAGGACGAAGACUCCUAAGGCUAUUGUUGCUGCGAGGUUAAGGGAGGGUUAUGCGCAUGCGCAGCGAUUGAAUUUAUCGAAGGAAGAGCAAGAGGAAAUUAUACAGAUUUUUGAGAUUCUGUUGAGCUCAAUGCCUAGAUGA